Molecule: messenger RNA, 2231 nt
Organism: Myotis brandtii (Brandt's bat)
Lineage: Eukaryota; Metazoa; Chordata; Mammalia; Chiroptera; Vespertilionidae
Gene: EDN1
Product: endothelin 1
Exons: 5
Coding region: 501-1100 (199 amino acids)
Biological process (GO): regulation of vasoconstriction; vein smooth muscle contraction; intracellular calcium ion homeostasis
Cellular component (GO): extracellular region
Molecular function (GO): endothelin B receptor binding; endothelin A receptor binding; hormone activity
Source: RefSeq, a predicted model, not a curated record
CCAAUGGGUAUUUUCUUUUUCUUAGCCCUGCCCCUGGAUUGUCAGACGGCGGGCGUCUGCCUCUGAAGUCAGCAGUGAUUUCCUCUAGAGCCCAGCCUUAUCUCCGGCUGCACGUUGCCUGUUGGUGACUAAUAACACAAUAACAUUGUCUGGGGCUGGAAUAAAGUCAGAGCUGUUUACCCCCACUCUAUAGGGGUUCAAUAUAAAAAGCUGGCGGAGAGCUGUCCAAGUCAGACGCGCUCCUGCAUCUGCUGGGGCGAGCCGCGAGGGUCCCUGGUCUCCGCUGCUGUCCCCGACGCCACCGGCUGCGCGCGUCCUCAGACCGCUCCCACUGCCUCUCUCCCGGCAGAAACUUCUUUCCUCCCCGCUGAGGAGCUCCGGGGCUGCCGGAUCGGAUCGCUCUGAGAGCAGAACAACCAGAAGCGCUUAGGGGAACUGAAGCGGCGUCUCUUCGUUUCUACUCUGGGCUUAGUUUGCAGGGAAUUCUGAUUGUUUUCAGAAUGGAUUACUUCCCCGUGAUUUUCUCUCUGCUGUUUGUGGCUUUCCAAGGAACUGCAGGAACAGCCGUCUUGGGCGCUGAGCUCAGCACGGGGGCGGACAGCGGAAGAGAGGAGCCCUCUCCCAGUGCACCCCGCCGCUCCAAGCGCUGCUCCUGCUCAUCCCUGCUGGAUAAAGAGUGUGUCUACUUCUGCCACCUCGACAUCAUCUGGAUCAACACUCCCGGGAAAAUUGUUCCAUAUGGACUUGGAAACCCUCCUAGGACCAAGCGAUCCUUAAAGGAUUUAUUUCCUACAAAAGCAACAGACCGGAGGGACAGAUGCCAGUGUGCCAGCCAAAAAGACAAGAAGUGCUGGAAAUUUUGCCAACCAGGAAAAGAACUCAGGGACCAAGACACUAUGGAGAAAGGCUGGGCUAAUCACAAGAAAGGAAAGGACUGUUCCAAGCUUGGAAAGAAGUGUAUUCAUCAGCAGCUGGUGGAAGGAAGAAAAAUGAGAAGGUUGGAGGCCAUCAGCAACAGCAUCAAAACUUCUUUCCGUAUCGCAAAGCUGAAAGCCAAGCUCUCCGGAGAGAAGAAAGUGACCCACAACCGAACACACUGAUUACAGCCGUCGCGUCCGAAGCCUCCUCCUCCACAGAGACAGCGUGCUGCGCGGCUGGCUGACCGCUCUCUCUCCACACUGGCCUGCAUCACAGCAAAAGCAUCCUUCCUACUUAGAGCAUUUCUUGCUCCAGCCUGGCCACGGAUCAGCGUCCUCCUUCUAAACAUUCCAAAAACGGUUAAGGAGUCCCCUGACCCAUCUUCAUUGACUUCCAUCAGUGGUAACUGCUUUUGUCUGUCCUCCUUUGGAGUGACAAUGGACCAUUCUGAGAAAGCAGAGAGACACGAUGACUUGUAAAUUAUGGUGGCUUCCUCCACAGGGAGGAGAGGAGACUCCACUUGCCGGUGGGGUUCCUGAAGAGGGUAGGAAGGAAGUGUUUGUGUCUCACUCAGGCGCCCGGCACAGUUCAGGGAGAAACUGCAUCGUCCAGGAAGAGAUUUCCUAAGGAAUGCACAAAUUGAAAACAUACUCGAGUUAAAAACAACAACAACUCCAAAAUCUUUAUUUUUUAAUUCACAAAAUGCAAAACUGAAACUGUUACUACUAUAGAUCAGGAUGUGUUUCAUAAAUAUGAGUCUACCUCACCUGUAUUGCACUCUCGCACAGAUAUUUUCCCACCUUUAAUUAUUGCCUCCCAAACUCUUCCCCCUCCCCUCCUGUUACCCCCUCCCCUGAUACCUCCAUCCUAAAUCCUAGCCUCAUAGAAGUCUUGUCUAAUGUGUCAGUGGUAGAUAUAACAUUUUCAUGGUAAUCUACUAGCUCCGAUCCAUAAGAAAAAAGAUCAUUGAAUCAGAAGAUUCCCUUACCUUGAUUUUUGGAAACGCAAUGGUAUAGGGUUGUUUAUGAAAGACAUUGAAGAGUAAACGUUGGUUGUGCUUUAAAGCAGUAAAAUUAUUUUUCUUUAUGUAACUGGCAAAUGGAAGAGAUUGGAUUAAAUUUUGAUGUACUUAUUUUUUUAUAGAUAUUUAUAUUCAAACAAUUUAUUCCUUAUAUUUACCAUGUUAAAUAUGUCUGGGCAGGCCAUAUUGGUCUAUGUGUUUUUUAAAAAUGUAUUUCUGAAUGAAAUUGAGAAAAUGCUUUGUUUUGCCUGUCAAGGUAAUGACUUUAGAAAAUAAAUAUUUUUUCCUCUAC